AUGUUCGCUUUGGUAAAAGGUCGUGGUCGCAGCGUGUUCGCCUCUCGCGAUGCAGUUAUUUAUCUUUUUAACACAUUUCGAUUUGUGGGUCUGAGUCCACCGCCUCGCUGCCGUUUACUGUACUACUGCUAUAGCAGUAUUAUAACGCUUUUAGUCGUCUUACUUUCGCCGUUCAUCUUCAAUAUUGGGUGGAUACGUGAUAGAAAUAUCUUAUCGGUAAUGGAAAUCCUAAAUUGCGUCCAAGCGGCCCUCAACGUCAUCGGCGUGCCAAUUAAGAGUAUCACACUGGCUUUGUCAUUGGAUCGUUUACGCAGUGUUGAACCUCUAUUGUCGAAGUUAGAUUCACGCUACACCGAACCCGAGGAUUUGGCUAAGAUACGAAGCUGUGCAAUCACUGGCAAUCGCAUUCUAUUCGGCUACAUUAUCUCAUAUAUGAUGUACGAAACAUUGACGGUGGUUUCGGCAUUGUUGGGUGGCCAUGCGCCGCUAACCUUGUAUAUUCCAUAUGUGGAUUGGCAUCGCUCAGGCUGGGAGUAUUGGUUGCAAGUUAGCUUCGAUGGCGCUAUGCUCUUCUUUCUACUAUUCCAUCAAAUACUUAAUGACUCAUAUCCAGCUGUAUAUAUUUAUAUUAUACGUACACAAGUACAAUUGUUGGCGAAUCGCGUCAAGCGCUUGGGUACUGCAAAUAAAAGCCAGGAGGAGACAUAUCUUGAGUUGCAGGAUUGCAUUAUAACACAUCAGGAGAUAUUAAGAUUGGUGAGCGUCGUGGAACCGGUUAUAUCUUUAACGCUGUUUGUCCAGUUCUUCAUCGCUGCAGCUAUCUUAGGCACGACCAUGAUAAAUAUCUUCAUUUUUGCUGAUUUUGCUACAAGAAUUGCCUCGGUUACUUAUAUGUUUUGUGUACUGCUGCAAACGUCUCCCACUUGCUACUACGCUACUCAUUUGCAGUCGGAUUGCCAGCAGCUUUCUAUGUCGAUUUUUCACUGUAAUUGGCUUGCGCAAGGCAAACGCUUCAACGCAUUGUUGCUAUAUUUCUUACAUCGCUCACAGGCGGAUAUACCGUUGUUCGCUUUGAAGUUAGUGCCAAUUAAUUUGUCUACAAGUGUCUCAAUUGCAAAGUUCUCAUUCACUCUUUAUACAUUUAUACAAAAAAUGGGAGUGGGCAAGAAUCUGAAGUAACAAAAGACGAGACAUAAUGUCUGAGCUACCUUCACCAUUGCACUUUGUUGACUAAAACUGUAAAUGUAAUUUAUAGUGCACUUCAGACGUACUUCAAUUGGUUAUUUCAUAACUGCGAUUAAUUUUAUUCAGUCCAAAGUCCGCAAAAGCUUAAGAUAUGACACCUUAUUUUAAUAAAUUUGGAAACAAACAUAUUUUUGAGAUCGAAGGCAGAAAGAGGCGCUGGGAGCCACGCUAGUGACACGUUACAUUCAUUCGAUUGUGAGCUCGCAAGACACUCAUUUUGCAUUGCAUUACCUACCCAAAAAUUAUGUCAAACACCUUCCAAAAUUAUUUUGUGCUUUUUUUAAUCAAACAAUAUGUAGUAGUUCCACAACCGUUUUCAAAGAUUUUUCAAAACGUCGUCAAUUCAAAUCAUACAAGUAUAUCUCAUGAAACAGCUAACUAGCACCUUCUCAUAGAACC
This is a messenger RNA of Bactrocera oleae (olive fruit fly), 1644 nucleotides long. The record is from RefSeq and is a predicted model, not a curated record. Lineage: Eukaryota; Metazoa; Arthropoda; Insecta; Diptera; Tephritidae.